UUGCCUCAAAAUAACCUAUACAUAACAUGAAGUACAAGGGUGCAUCGAAGUAUUUUCAGUGAGAAUUCAGUGAGUGGAUUUUCAAAUCGUAAAAAACGAAGAUGAAAAUUCAAUAUUUUUAAUGUUUUGUUAAAUAUUUAUCCAACAAUAUGGCAACUCGCUGUACGAGUGCAUCAAAUUUGAGCGAUUUAAUUCGCAGAGACAGUUCAGUGACAGUUCCUGGCGUCGGAAAAUCAGAUAGACGAACGUUCGGCUUGGCAGCUUCGACUCCGUGUGCGGCCGAUUGGCAAGAUGUCGUUAACCAAGUUACUACGUUAUUUCAAACGAAAAAAAUGACAAUGAAGCUACAUGAACUCACAGUUAAAGUCAAAAACGUUAAGUCUGAUGUAGGCAACCAAAUUAACGAGCUUUAUCAAGAGUCGAUUUUGAAAAAAGGAAUGAUUAUUUUACGAGAAGAAGUGAGAGAAAAAUCCGGUGAUUAUUUGGAAAAGCUUGCCAGCUGUUGGACGGUUUUCUUUUGUAAUAUUUUACCAACAUUGCAAGCUGUGUUUGCCUCAUUGCCUCAGGCAAAUGGUCUCGCAGUACGCGAGAUUUCUCUGGUCUAUUUCAGAGAUAUUGUUGUUUUGAAAACUAAAUUAGAUGAAGUUAUAGAUGGAGGAAGGGAGGUACCCCCCCGUAUUGUUCAAAUGUUGUUAGUUUUACAGGUAAGGGAAAUUUUGUUUCCGGGGGGUGUAACUGUAAGUUGUUUUGGUAUUGGCUCAGUGGAUUUAAAUAAGCCCCAUUUACACUAAGAAAUUAUAGCAGUUUGCUUCAAUGUAUGCAUAUGUAUGCUUCAUCCAAUUGUCAAAAUGGCGAGAAAAAAGAACAGAUAACAAAUAACAGAGGCAUUACAUGGCCAGAUACACUACAGCAACUAUAGCUUUGCUGAAUAAUCCAUGGCCGGCAGGCCUCGAAUUUCCCUGAAAUCAAUCGAUGGCAAUGGCGUUAAAAAUUGCCGUAGAACGUAACAGCUGUCUAUGGCCAUUUUUCGCAGUUUCCACGGCAUUUUUCAAAUUACUGUAAUAAAACUUUAAUUUUAUUGUUACUUUGGAUUUUUGACAAGCUAGAAACAUGUCUACGUAUUUCGUUAGUGUUUUUUUUUUCGAAGAAAACUGAGACUAAAAUAGUGAUUUACACAUGAUUUGAUCAACAUCUGAAUUCAAGUAUCAAAGUAGUAAUGCACAGUGAAUAGUUUAAAAAAUUACACUAUACGGCAAAAAAUUGCCGUUGUUGCCGCAAUGAUCCACAGAAUUUUGUUCUCCCUCUACGGCAAUUGCCGCGAUAAAAUUCGAGCCCUGAUGGCCGGUGAACCAACCAUAUGAGUGACAUACAGUGCUACACUAAUAGCUUAGUGACAGUGCUUCACUAAAGUACUAAGUAUGUACAUGGAGAAUACACUUGACAAGUUAUUUAUUGAAUGUUUUAAGAAAUAUGUUUAAACCCUGCAAAAUUAUGCUCAAGUUUAUGUUUGGUACUGGACCCUGUUUGGGAGGGAAGCGGAGCCCGGCUUGCGAGUUUGAAUCGCACUUUGAAAAGUGACCUGAAAUGGAAAUCUUUAUUCCAGAGUGUCCAUGAUAGUAAUGCUGAAAACUACCUGAAGUUGGAAAGACUUGUAGCAAAGACAGUCACUCCUUAUCUCAGUACUUCAGUUUUAUGUCUCACGAAAGCAAAAACAUCAAAUGUCGAUGGCGAUGCAUCAGAACAAUAUCAACCUAAAGUGUUCAUGCCUGGCAAUGAAAGACUCGAUCCUGUUAUUGAGGUUGAUGUUGGAUCACAACGUUCAUCUGUAUCCUCUAUGUCAAAUGAAAGUAUGGCUCCUGCCACGCCCUUACUUAAAACACCUAACAUUGAAUCAGGGUAUUCUCAUAGUAAUCCUUGCUAGAACUAGGGGACCGAGACUCGCCUCCAGCACUUACAUGUACAUCUCAAAUCUCAAUGCUUUGUAUCCUCUCUAUCAAAUGAAAGCAUGAUGCCAGACACAUCCUUACUUAAAACAGCAGACAUUAAAUCAGCAGAUAAUUACUCAUAAAUAGCCUGUAUGCACCAGAACCUUCUCUCUAGCUGUUUAAUUCUGGACAAAACUCUGAGGCCAGUCCGUAUGAAGGCUCGUAGUGAUUGAACGAUUGUGCAACAAUCAGAAAUUACUGAUCACCAUUAAAAUGCAACUUGUAUCAACGUGUAAUGCAUAAUAAUUUUUAAAGUGCGCAUUUUCUCAACAAUCAUCAAGGCAAAAAUCAGCCCGAUACCGAUUAUUGGUUAAUCACUAAAGGCUGGAUAAUGAUUUUUUCAACCAUUGCAAAAAUGCUCGAAACGUGAUAAAACUAUGAAUGGGUUGUUCCAAAAAAGAUUCACACCUCCCCCACAGUGGAAAUUUCUGCCAUGCAGAGGGGGAGGGAGGAAAAAUUUGUUUCUGACAAAAGUAAGUGUAUUAAGAUGCAAGGGGUACAGGGAGUUAACUUCCAAUUUCCUCCAUGGGGGGAGGUAUGGAUGUUUUCUGGAAUGACCCAAUAUGGAUCCCACAAUUAAUAAGAGGAAACUUUAAUUUUUAUAUAUUAAAGUUUAAUCAGGGUUAUAUGUACCAGUCAAUGGCCAAUUUAAGAAAGCUUGAAAAUCCCUAUCCAGUGGAUAGCACUAUCCAGCUUUCAUACAACCGGCCUCUGAUUGUUUUGUCUUCAAUCAUGUUUCCAUCUAAAUAAGAAAAACACUUCUUGAAAUAUUGAUAUCUAAGACUCUUCAUCAAAGGAAUUCCUGUAGUAUGAAGAGCCUACUAGUUAGAUGCUAGCCUGCGUGGCAGGCCCUCAAAUUUAUGGGGGGCCUGAUUUGCAGCGGGCAGGAUUUUGGCGGGCUCUGCCAAAAUCCUGCCCGCUGCAAAUCAGGCCCCUCAUAAAUUUGAGGGCCUGCCACGCAGGCUAGUUAGAUGCUUGUAACUUUGAGAAGUGUUUUUUAUUCAAUUGAAUUGCUGAUGUGUUCCUAUAUUCCCAAGAGAUUAAUAUUAUGUUUCUACAUGUCGAAUCAUUGUGGUUUAAUUGUCGUUGAUGGCUCAAACCAAAACCCUGAAACAAGAAUAGUAGUGUUAUCAAUAGCACAAUUUGUGAAAAUUAGAAGAUGACAUUACGAUGUUGCAAAAAUUUAUAGAAUCACAUGAUUCAUUAGCUACAGUACAUGACUACAUGAUUGUAUUUCUCCAACUUGGAGAGCAGCCCCUGGUUGCUGAAUGAGUCAUGGCUGCAGAAAGUAGGAAGCAAUGGAGCGAUGCUACAUCCUAAAUCGAAAGGGCUAACUCCAAACCAACAUGUACACUAAACUUGAGUAACUUGUGUAAUUAAAAACCAACUGAGUUGAAAUAUAAAUUGUGGAGUUACUGGUUAACUCCAAAAAUCAUUUGGAGCUAGGUAUAACUCCAAAAAUUAUUUCGGAGCUACUGUAGGUAUCUAAGCCUGGAGUUACUGGCUAACUCCAAAAAUCAUUUAGAGCUAAGUAUAACUCCAAAAAUCAUGAACAAGCUAGGUAUCUAAGCCUGGAGUUACUGGCUGACGGCACACUUGGUAUUUUCUCCUCGUUCAGAGGCUAGAUUUUGAUCUGCAGUUGCGGCGCAACCCAUUCUCGUACCGCUCGACCCUCGUCAUGCUUUGUUGACCGCAUGUAAGACGGGCUCUGGGUACGAGAAUGUGGCAUAGCCUAACUCCAUUUGAAGAUUGGCUACCUCCACAAAAAUAAACUCUACAGGUAUGGCUGAAUAAUGAGUGGCAGGGGAUGAUCAUAGAAUAUACAGUACCUUGUAUUUGCAUGCUAUUGGUACAACACGUUAUCACUCCCUGUAUUUUUAGCACCCCUUGCAUUGCCCAAUAAACCCUAUGCCUCCCUAAUAAUAUAUCACUCCCCGCCCCCCUCGCAUUACGUGGAGUGCUCCCAAUAUCUAUCUAAAGUUUUAAAUAUGUAACUAUUGUAUGACAGGGAAAAAAAACAAUGCGAUUUGACGGAAGCAUCUGCGGCAUGAAUGGGUCAAGGGUACUUGUAAAAACAUGCAUUUAUAAUUAAUUUUUAUUCUGAAGCUUAAGUAAACAUUCUAGUCUCUCUUUUCACAUUUCCAUUUGAAAAUCAGAGAAAAAAUUGGAUAUGAGUAUCAUUAUAUUAGCCUUAUGUUUCAAGCAAAGCCAACCACAAUAAACAAUACUGGCAAAAUGCGUCUUUAUAUUAGCGCAGGAAUGUUCUCCCUCUUUGAAAUGGUUCCAGAAUAGUUUACUUCUCGUCUCCACUUGUUUUUUCGUGUUAGAGUCUCGAAAUAUCCAUAUUUAGUCGUUGGGAAUUUUUCAAAGAUAUCUUUCAUAACUGAUCGCAACUCUUUACCGCUCAAUUUCCCACACUUUGUCCAAGCACUUGUGUGCUAUAAUUGAUAGAGAUUUCCUGUCGAUAAGUAAUUUUAUUGCUCUGUAUUACCGAUGAUUUUCGUGCUUAAAUAUAUUGAAAGCCACAAUUAUAUAUAAUUACAAAAUAAGCGUGCCAAAAAGUUUGCGAUUACAGACCUGCCAACCCUAGAGUGGCAGAAAUCGUGAGUUGUAUUUCAC
This is a messenger RNA of Paramuricea clavata, 4604 nucleotides long. The record is from the annotation of a GenBank genome assembly. NCBI's taxonomy places the organism in Eukaryota, Metazoa, Cnidaria, Anthozoa, Malacalcyonacea, Plexauridae.